Linum tenue is the source of this 5869-nucleotide messenger RNA. NCBI's taxonomy places the organism in Eukaryota, Viridiplantae, Streptophyta, Magnoliopsida, Malpighiales, Linaceae. The record is from the annotation of a GenBank genome assembly.
GAGAGCUGCUUCAAGGGAGAAAGAGGGGAAGAGAAACAGAAAAGAGAAGCUCAACCCAAAAAAAGAAAAAAAGGAAAGACAGAGGCGCGUCGGAGCAAUGAAGCACACUUCCUCCGAGGCAGUACCGUCAUCCUCAUCUCCGCCGCCAUCGUCGUCGUUAUCCUCUGCCUCAUCGUCCUCUUCGUCCGUGAUAUUAUCUUCCACCGAGCAGUUGCCCCGGACGGCGGCGGCGGCCACCACCUCCGCCUCCUCCUCUUCAAUCCCCGUGGAGGACCUCGCCGUCGGCUCCACCAGGGACGGCAGCGGCGGGGCGCAGGAGACGGUCACCGUCGAUCGCCGCGGUGAGUACUCCGCCAUCUGCAGAUGGACGGUCCACAAUUUCCCCCGGGUUAAAGCUAGGGCACUGUGGAGCAAGUACUUCGAGGUCGGCGGCUACGAUUGCCGCCUGUUGAUAUACCCUAAGGGCGACUCGCAGGCCUUGCCGGGCUACAUCUCAAUCUACCUCCAAAUCAUGGACCCUAGGGGCACCUCUUCCUCCAAAUGGGACUGCUUCGCCAGCUACCGGCUGUCAAUCGUCAAUCUCGCCGACGAUUCCAAGACCAUCAAUCGUGAUUCGUGGCACCGGUUCUCCACCAAGAAGAAGUCCCACGGCUGGUGCGAUUUCACCCCUUCCUCCACCGUUUUCGAUUCCAAAUUAGGUUUCUUAUUCAAUAGCGAUUCCAUUCUCGUCACAGCCGAUAUACUAAUCCUUAAUGAGUCCAUUAAUUUUGUCCGCGAUAACAAUGACAACAACGUCCAGUCCCCUUCUUCUUCGUCCAUCAUUUCGUCCUCCGUCGUCGCCACCCCUAUAUCUGAUGUCUUGACUGGUAAAUUCACUUGGAAAGUCCAUAAUUUCAGUCUAUUUAAGGACAUGAUCAAGACGCAGAAGAUAAUGAGCCCUGUAUUCCCUGCUGGGGAGUGUAACCUCAGGAUUAGUGUCUACCAGAGCACCGUCAAUGGCCAUGAUUAUCUCUCUAUGUGUUUGGAGAGUAAGGACACUGAGAAAACAGUGGUCUCUGAUAGGAGCUGUUGGUGUUUGUUUAGGAUGUCUGUGUUGAAUCAAAAGCCUGGCUCGAAUCACAUGCACAGGGACUCCUAUGGCCGGUUUGCUGCCGAUAAUAAGAGUGGGGACAAUACCAGCUUGGGAUGGAAUGACUAUAUGAAAAUGGCCGACUUUGUUGGCCUCGAUUCCGGGUUCUUGUUGGAUGACACUGCCGUUUUCAGUACUUCAUUCCAUGUGAUUAAGGAGUUCAGUAGCUUCUCCAAGAAUGGGGGUUCUAUUGGUGGCAGGAUUGGUAAUGGUGCGAGGAAGUCUGAUGGGCAUCUGGGUAAAUUUACUUGGAGGAUUGAGAAUUUUACAAGGUUGAAGGACCUUUUGAAGAAAAGAAAGAUUACAGGCCUCUGCAUCAAGAGUCGGAGGUUUCAAAUUGGCAACCGUGAUUGUCGUCUCAUUGUUUACCCCAGAGGGCAGUCUCAACCUCCAUGUCACCUUUCGGUGUUUCUUGAGGUUACAGAUUCAAGAAAUACUUCCAGUGAAUGGAGUUGUUUUGUUAGCCAUCGUUUAUCAGUUGUGAACCAAAAGAUGGAGGAGAAAUCAGUCACCAAGGAAUCUCAGAAUCGAUACUCCAAAGCUGCAAAGGAUUGGGGUUGGCGUGAAUUUGUGACACUUACAAGUCUAUUUGACCAGGACUCUGGAUUCCUUGUUCAAGAUACUGUAGUAUUCUCUGCUGAAGUUCUCAUUUUGAAAGAGACUUCGAUAAUGCAAGAGUUCACAGACCAGGAUAUCGAGUCUCCAAGUGCUGCUUAUCAAGUUGACAAGGUUGAGAAAAAAAGUUCAUUCACGUGGAAGGUAGAGAACUUCUUGUCCUUCAAAGAGAUAAUGGAGACCCGGAAAAUUUUUAGCAAGUUUUUCCAAGCUGGUGGAUGUGAGCUUCGUAUUGGUGUGUAUGAGUCCUUUGACACCAUAUGCAUAUACUUGGAGAGUGAUCAAUCAGUCGCUAGUGAUCCAGAUAAGAACUUCUGGGUUAGAUACAGGAUGGCUGUGGUGAACCAAAAAAAUCCAUCAAAGACUGUAUGGAAGGAAUCUUCUAUUUGUACGAAGACGUGGAAUAACUCUGUUUUGCAAUUUAUGAAGGUAUCAGACAUGCUGGAAGCGGAUGCUGGUUUCCUUGUACGCGACACUGUUGUUUUUGUCUGUGAAAUUUUGGACUGCUGUCCUUGGUUUGAGUUUUCUGAUCUCGAGGUUUUGGUCUCUGAGGAUGAUCAAGAUGCUUUAACUACUGAUCCGGAUGAACUCAUUGAUUCUGAAGACAGUGAGGGCAUAAGUGGGGAUGAAGAAGACAUCUUUCGAAGUCUUCUCUCAAGGGCUGGUUUUCACCUCUCGUAUGGAGACAACCAAUCACAACCGCAAGUUACUUUAAGGGAAAAGCUCUUAAUGGAUGCCGGUGCAAUUGCUGGUUUUCUCACUGGAUUACGUGUAUAUCUUGAUGACCCUGCUAAAGUGAAGCGAUUACUUCUUCCUACCAAGAUUUCUGGUGGCAAUGAUGGAAAGAAGGCCACAAAGGCCGAUGAAUCUUCUCCUAGCUUGAUGAAUUUAUUAAUGGGAGUUAAAGUUCUGCAGCAAGCAAUAAUAGACUUACUCUUAGAUAUUAUGGUAGAAUGCUGUCAACCCUCCGAGGGAAGUGUCAGUGAUGAUGGACCUGAGGUAAACUCUAAGCCUUCUCUUGAUGACAGUGGUACAGCUAUCCUGCUGGAAUGUGAUAGGGAAGGUGGGGCUGUAGAAUCUGCCCAGUUUCCUGUACACGAGAGAUUAGAUUCUGGAGUUGAUGACACUAUCAGUACAUCUGCUGUUCAAAGCUCUGACACUAGUAGUGGUGUUGCUGCUGUAAGCAAGGCUAUUCCAGGACAGCCUAUUUCUCCGCCAGUAACAACAGCAGGAAGUGCUAUAGAAAGUGCUUCUUUACGGUCCAAGGCCAAGUGGCCAGAGCAAUCUGAGGAGCUAUUGGGAUUAAUCGUAAAUUCCCUAAGAGCCCUAGAUGGUGCUGUCCCUCAAGGCUGUCCUGAGCCACGAAGGAGGCCUCAGUCAGCACAGAAGAUUGCUCUAGUUUUGGAUAAAGCUCCAAAGCACCUACAGCCAGAUCUAGUGGCUUUAGUACCAAAGUUGGUUGAGCAUUCAGAACACCCAUUGGCUGCCUCUGUGCUCAUUGAAAGACUUCAAAAGCCUGACGCGGAACCUGCACUCCGUGUGCCUGUUUUUGGUGCUCUUACUGAACUGGAAUGUGGCAGUGAUGUAUGGGAACGGGUACUAUCACAGUCGUUUGAACUGUUAGCUGAUGCAAAUGACGAGUCUCUUGCUGCAACUAUAGAUUUUAUAUUCAAAGCUGCAUCUCAGUGCCAACAUCUCCCUGAAGCAGUAAGAUCUGUUCGUAUGAGGCUCAAGGGUUUGGGCCCUGAGGUUGCCCUUUGCGUCCUUGAACUUUUGAGUAGAACUGUAAAUAGUUGGGGAGAUGUCGCAGAAACUAUACUUCGAGAUAUAGAUUCUGAUGAUAACCUUGGGAGUGAUGGUGUAACAUCAUCAUGCGGGCUUUUCUUGUUUGGUGAAAGUGGUCCCAUUUCUGAAAGGUUGCAGAUGAUAGACGAGCAGGCCUUUGCUGCUGGUCGUCAUUUUUCUGAUAUCUACCUUCUCAUUGAGAUGCUGUCUAUACCUUGCCUUGCUGUUGAAGCUUCUCAGACAUUUGAGAGAGCUGUAGCUCGAGGAGCAAUUGUUGCUCAGAGUGUGGCUAUGGUCUUAGAGAGGCGACUCACUCAGAGGCUUAAUUUCACUGCUCAAUUUGCAGCUGAAAGCUUCCAGCACUCUGAGGCUGCUGUAUUAGGAGGAGAAGCCAGUGAACAGCUUAGAGUCCAGCGUGAUGAUUUCAAUGUUGUUCUUGGUCUUGCUGAGACGUUGGCCCUUUCAAGUGAUCUCCGCAUUAAGGGUUUUGUGAAGAUUCUUUACACAAUAUUGUUCAAGUGGUAUGUGGACGAGUCUUAUCGAGGGAGAAUGCUUAAGAGACUAGUAGAUCGUGCUACCAGUACAUCAGACAAUAGCCGAGAUGUAGAUCUAGACUUGGAUGUGUUGGUUAUCUUAGUUUGUGAAGAUCAAGAAAUUGUGAAGCCCGUUCUAGGGAUGAUGCGGGAGGUUGCUGAACUUGCAAAUGUGGAUCGAGCUGCCCUUUGGCACCAAUUAUGUGCCAGUGAAGAUGAAAUCAUUCGGUUGAGAGAAGAGAGGAAGACAGAAAUAGGUAAUAUGGUUCGGGAGAAGACGGGGCUUUCCCAUAAAUUGAGCGAGGCAGAGGCAACUAGCAAUAGACUCAAGUCUGAGAUGAGGGCUGAGCUGGAUCGUUUUGGGAGGGAAAAGAAGGAGCUUUCUGAACAAAUACAAGAAGUUGAAAGUCAACUCGAGUGGAUACGAUCUGAGCGUGAUGACGAAAUUAGAAAGCUGACAUCGGAGAAGAAAUCUCUUCAGGAUCGUCUCCAUGAUGCUGAGUCUCAACUCUCCCAGUUGAAGUCCCGAAAAAGGGAUGAACUGAAGAGAGUAGUGAAAGAGAAAAAUGCUCUUGCUGAAAGACUGAAAAGUGCUGAAGCUGCACGGAAAAGGUUCGAUGAAGAACUGAAAAGAUAUGCCACUGAGAAUGUCACUCGGGAGGAAAUCCGUCAUUCCUUGGAGGAUGAAAUCCGAAGACUGACACAAACAGUUGGACAAACGGAAGGAGAAAAGAGGGAGAAAGAGGAGCAGGUCGCUCGAUGUGAGGCAUACAUCGAUGGGAUGGAAUCCAAGUUGCAGGCAUGCCAGCAAUACAUCCACACCCUCGAGGCUUCGCUACAGGAAGAAAUGUCGAGACACGCCCCUCUGUAUGGUGCAGGUUUGGAAGCUCUAUCGAUGAAGGAGCUGGAGACUCUCGCACGUAUCCACGAAGAAGGCCUGAGGCAGAUUCACAGCCUCCAGCAACAACGCAAGGGCAGCCCCGUAGCCAGUCCACUCGUGAGCCCACAUACGAUCCCUCACAGUCACGGUUUAUUCCCGGCUGCCCCGCCUCCCAUGGCCGUCGGAUUGCCGCCUUCACUCAUCCCGAACGGGGUUGGCAUCCACGGGAAUGGACACGUGAACGGCGGAGUCGGACCCUGGUACAACCACAGUUGAUGGGGAUGGAAAGGCAAAAUAUGUUCGUUGCCUGAUUGAGGGAGAAGAACUGAGAGAUUCAAGAUUCAUUCUGCAGCUGCUGGGUGAUAGAUGUCUCGGUGGGGAAGGAAUGUUGAGCUAUUAUGGAGUUCCUUCCCAAUCUUUUUUUGUUUUGUUUGGCAAUUCUACACUGUUAGGGACGUUUUGGAGAUGACAAGGGGAGAUGAGAAAAUAAUACAAUACGAAAGAAGAAAAGCAUAGAGAAGGGAGAAGAGCUCGAAAGAAGGAGCAUUCGACGAAGCUUCUUUUUCUGGUAUUUUGAUCGUUUAUUUACCUGUAAUGUUGUUCUCUAUCAAUACAAGCUCAGCUCACUGGCAGAUCUCUUUGCAUCAAGAGAUGGUAAGUUCAAUUGCUUAUUUGAUGGUUGGUUGAGAAUAUAGUGUUUGUACUAACCUCAUCAUCAAGAAGCAACAUGUUAAGGUACUGAAUCUCAACAUUUCCAGCAAUAACUGUUGGCCAGAAUCGAACAACCCUCACACCAACAGACCUAAUCUGUUCAUAUGAUACUGUUAGUUCUCUUGGCUUGGAAUUAAUUAAUAUUUAUUUAUGUAUUCAUACUGAAGAAGGAAUACAAAAUUAAAGGGCGAUAUUAUUUUGAUAAGAUUUGGCAUG